CUGCAUGCAGCUUGGACAUCCAGCGCUCCUUAUGCAAGAACACACCAAGUUGUGGACUGAAGCAAUGAGGAUCCUCCACCAGCAGAUGAAAUGAAAUCAAUAGAUUAUGCUAAUGUUCCAGAGCUGGAAGCCUUCUAUACAUCCCACUCAAAGACAGUAUGACGAGUAAACUAGCGGACAAGAAGGAGCAGAUGAUACCAUGAAGAGUAGGUCACAGGCCCUUUGUUGCCAUCUGUUAAGUGUUCUACUUGUUUUGGCACAAGCGGAUAAAAAAGUAUUUGCAGUUGAGGAACAGCAUCCAACCUUACCAUCUUACCAAAACCUGAAGGAAAUGACUACAAAUGCAGAAAUGGUGACACCGGAUGUUCCUUUUAAUCCUGUCCGGAAGGCUACAAGAUCUGGCAAUAGGCAGUCUGUGAAAUCUUCAGACUCAGUGUCUCCACUUCGCAACAAAGCUGUUAAAAACAAUACCAGACAAACAGCCACACCGUUUUUCAAUGUUCAGGGUGUUACACAUUCAGGAAAUGUGCAGAAACCAUUUGGAAAUGUGACAGAUGGGUUUUUUGGGUCUACAGAACCUUACCUCCAACCUGAGCUUCUUUCAAGAUUUCCAUUGAGGACUACAGCUAUGACUGACCAUACUAGCACUUUUCUUGCAUUUCUUAAAGACUCUUUACUCCAUGCUGGCACUUUGCAAAGCCUUUCUUCUGAGAGUUCACCUACCCUUGCCAGUGAAAUGUCUAAGAACACUGAAUCAGUGUCUGUGCCUUUCAAACCCACUCAUUACAAACUAUGGGACGUGUUAAAUCGCAAUGGUUCCUUGUUCUCCAUUAGACGAGGGAAGAAUGGAACUUCCCCAGCCAUUACAAGAAUGACUACAUUACCCACAUCUCUGCAGACUUCUCUGGAUACUAAAAGCACCAUAUCUGUGAUAGAAAGCAACAAGGAAACUGUCAUCAAGCCUCAUGCAGUAUCAGAACAAACUACCAAAUUAGAUUACACUGUGCCAACUGAUGCCACCACAAAGAAUUCCAUAACUAUGUCUACAACUGGAUCCACGGCUACUGGGAAUUUCCUCAACAGGCUGGUACCUGCUGGAACUUGGAAACCUGGUUCUCCUGGAAAUAUUUCACAUGUUACAGAGGAGGGCACUCAACCUGCACACAGAGAAACUAUUUGCCUAAGCAAAGUGGAUAUUGCCUGGAUAUUCUUGGCCAUUAGCGUACCAAUAUCAUCAUGUUCUGUUUUAUUAACUGUAUGCUGCAUGAGGCGGAAGAAAAAGGCCUCCAACCCUGAGAAUAACUUAAGUUACUGGAAUAAUGCAAUAACCAUGGACUACUUCAACAAGCAUGCUGUGGAGUUACCAAGAGAGAUCCAGUCUCUGGAAACAUCAGAGGACCAUCUCUCAGAGCCUCGCUCCCCAGCUAAUGGCGACUACCGAAGCAGUGGCAUGGUCCUUGUCAACCCGUUUUGUCAGGAAACACUUUUUUCGGGCCAUCAACAUGUUUCUGAAAUAUGAUGACCACUGACAUGUUCAGUACCGUACUUUCCAUCUAGUUCCAGACAUGAACAGCCCUGAAUAAAAAGGACAGCUGGACAUUAAUGGUGGAAGCUCUGUCUCUUAAUUUGCUGUAGAAACUGGAUAACAGACAAUUUAAACUUUAGUUGAUUUUAGUUGACCGUCAUCCCUCCAGAAGCACCCCAAUGGCAGAUUUAAGUAUCUACAUACACCUAUAUAAUAUAAAUAUGCUUUGUGUACCUCCCUCUUCUCCUCCAAUGACUGUUUUCAGCUGGUUUUCCUAAGAAUUGUCAUCUUUUUACAAUUGUGGUAAAACUUUACAGAACAAUCUGUGGCUUUAUAA
Molecule: messenger RNA, 1862 nt
Organism: Nanorana parkeri
Lineage: Eukaryota; Metazoa; Chordata; Amphibia; Anura; Dicroglossidae
Gene: TMEM108
Product: transmembrane protein 108
Exons: 6
Coding region: 200-1519 (439 amino acids)
Biological process (GO): postsynaptic density organization; dendrite extension; retrograde axonal transport
Cellular component (GO): postsynaptic density; endosome membrane; axon
Source: RefSeq, a predicted model, not a curated record